Molecule: messenger RNA, 381 nt
Organism: Salvelinus namaycush (lake trout)
Lineage: Eukaryota; Metazoa; Chordata; Actinopteri; Salmoniformes; Salmonidae
Product: putative peptidyl-tRNA hydrolase PTRHD1
Exons: 2
Coding region: 1-381 (126 amino acids)
Molecular function (GO): peptidyl-tRNA hydrolase activity
Source: RefSeq, a predicted model, not a curated record
AUGGCGGCGUCAGGCACCGCAGCCCCCCGUUGCCUUGUCCAGUAUGUUGUAGUCCGUUCGGAUCUGGUCCAUACGUUGUCCUGGCCAUUGGGAGCGGUUAUAUCGCAAGCCUGCCAUGCUGCCACCGCCGCCAUUCAUCUUAACUACAACGAUCCAGACACGCAGGAGUACUUGGCAGAAUUGGACAGCAUGCACAAAGUGGUGCUUCAGGCUCUGGACCAGGCCUCCCUGUCCAGCCUGUCUGAGACGCUGACAGAGAAGGGGGUUGCUCACAAGCUGUGGAUCGAACAGCCAGAGAACGUCCCCACCUGCCUGGCCCUGAAGCCUUACCCUAAAGACACUGUACAUCCUCUGCUGCGCAAGUUUAAACUGUUCAAAUGA